UCUGCUAGCUUUCUCUGCCCCAAACCUCGCUCUCCCACCCCCAGGUCCGACGUGGUGGUUCUAUGCUUCUCCAUCGCCAACCCUAAUUCCCUUCACCAUGUCAAGACCAUGUGGUACCCCGAGAUCAAGCACUUCUGCCCCCGGGCACCUGUCAUCUUGGUGGGCUGCCAGCUGGACCUGCGCUACGCCGACCUGGAGGCCGUCAAUAGGGCCCGGCGACCCUUGGCUCGGCCCAUCAAGCCCAAUGAGAUUCUUCCCCCCGAGAAGGGAAGGGAGGUGGCCAAGGAGCUGGGCAUCCCCUACUAUGAGACCAGCGUGGUGGCCCAGUUCGGCAUCAAGGACGUCUUCGACAACGCCAUCCGCGCAGCCCUCAUCUCCCGCCGCCACCUGCAGUUCUGGAAGUCCCACCUCCGCAACGUGCAGCGGCCUCUGCUGCAGGCACCCUUCCUGCCCCCCAAGCCCCCUCCCCCCAUCAUCGUGGUGCCCGACCCCCCCUCCAGCAGUGAGGAGUGCCCCGCCCACCUCCUGGAGGACCCGCUGUGUGCGGACGUCAUUCUGGUGCUGCAGGAGCGGGUGCGCAUCUUUGCCCACAAGAUCUACCUCUCCACGUCCUCCUCCAAGUUCUACGACCUGUUCCUCAUGGACCUGAGUGACGGGGAGCUGGGGGGCCCCUCGGGGCCAGGGGGCCCCCGCCCAGAGGACCACCGGGCUCACCCUGAUCCACACCACCACCAUCACCACCACCACGGCCGGGACUUCCUGCUCCGGGCCGCCAGCUUUGACGUGUGCGAGAGCGUGGAGGACGGUGCGGGCUCGGGUCCCGCUGGGCUCCGGGCCUCCACCAGCGACGGGAUCUUACGGGGCAACGGAACAGGGUACCUGCCUGGGAGAGGCCGCGUGCUGUCUUCCUGGAGCCGAGCUUUUUUGAGCAUCCAGGAGGAGAUGGCAGAGGACCCACUGACCUACAAAUCCAGGCUGAUGGUGGUGGUGAAAAUGGACAGUUCCAUCCAGCCGGGGCCUUUCCGGGCUGUUCUCAAGUACCUGUACACGGGGGAGCUGGACGAGAAGGAGCGGGACCUCAUGCACAUCGCCCACAUUGCCGAGCUGCUUGAGGUCUUUGAUCUGCGCAUGAUGGUGGCCAACAUUCUCAACAACGAGGCCUUCAUGAACCAGGAGAUCACCAAGGCCUUCCACGUCCGCCGGACCAACCGGGUGAAGGAGUGCUUGGCAAAGGGCACCUUCUCAGAUGUGACCUUCAUCCUGGAUGACGGCACCAUCAGCGCCCACAAGCCCCUGUUGAUUUCCAGCUGCGACUGGAUGGCUGCCAUGUUUGGGGGGCCGUUUGUGGAGAGUUCCACCCGGGAGGUGGUGUUUCCGCACACGAGCAGGAGCUGCAUGCGGGCGGUGCUGGAGUACCUGUACACCGGCAUGUUCACCUCCAGCCCCGACCUGGACGACAUGAAGCUCAUCAUCCUGGCCAACCGCCUCUGCCUGCCGCACCUGGUCGCCCUCACAGAGCAGUACACCGUGACCGGGCUGAUGGAAGCAACUCAGAUGAUGGUGGACAUCGAUGGGGACGUUCUUGUGUUCCUGGAACUGGCUCAGUUCCACUGUGCGUACCAGUUGGCAGACUGGUGUCUCCACCACAUCUGCACCAACUACAACAACGUGUGCCGCAAGUUCCCCCGAGACAUGAAGGCCAUGUCCCCAGAAAACCAGGAGUAUUUUGAGAAGCACCGCUGGCCGCCCGUGUGGUACCUGAAGGAGGAGGAUCACUACCAGCGGGCCCGGAAGGAGCGGGAGAAGGAGGACUAUCUGCACCUGAAGCGGCAGCCCAAGCGGCGGUGGCUGUUCUGGAACAGUCCCUCCUCCCCGUCCUCCCCUGCGGCCUCCUCGGCGUCCCCAUCUUCCUCCUCGGCCUUGGUCUGAGAUGCUGCCGCCCUCUUCUGACUCCGCUGCUCUUGUGCCCACCUGCCCUUGCCCCUCCGCUCUCUGCAUCGCCCCCUCCACCUCCCAGGGACAAGGGGACCCACAUAACCAGGACCCUAAGGGCGGGGCUGUUCUCACCAGCCACCAGCUCAGCCGGAGAGGAGCCGGGCCUCGUGGGUCAGAACAGGGACCCCCUUCGGAGGCCCCCAGUUCUGAAACAGGGCGGGGGACAGCUCCUGGGAGGUGGGAGCAGGGGACAGCUCCUGGGAGUGCUGACAUCCUGUCUCUGGGUUGGACAACCCUAGAGUCAAGGGGGAAACUUCCAGCCAUGAGAGCUGUGGUCUGUGGAGGCAGCCCCCUCCCGGUGAGCAGUGCACAGGGAGGUCCGGCCUCUAUGGGCCAUAGUUUUCCACCAGUGGACUUGGGGGUUGCAAAUGUUCUGUGGGCAUUUCCACGCGGAGCCUACUCAAAUCCUCGCCGGAGAAGUCAGGGUAGAUAAGCCUUCAGGGCCCCGCCCAAGGCUUCCACUUCCUGGGUGCAGCUGCCGGAGGCCACACCUCCUGGGGUGCCUCCUGGGCCGCCAGCAGCCAGGCCUGGUAGAGGGAAGUGGAGUUGUUCAGAGCUCCAGGCCUAGAAGCAGGGUCUCCUGGUGCAGUGAGAAACUUCUCCCUCCACUCUCCUUCACACUCCGAGAUGGGAUCCAAAGGAAACAGCUAGAACAGGGAAAGAAGGAAGGGGGUGGAGGGGGUCUGGACGCAGCAAUCCUGGGCUCCUCUGGGCUCCUCUAGUUCGCAUGGCUUCUUACGGGGUGGGGCAAAAUUAGCAAAAAAAGAAAAAGCAACAAACAAAAUCACCACCAACAGAAACACUCUAGCCUCUAUUCCCUCAACGAAAGGACAGAAAAA
This is a messenger RNA of Myotis lucifugus (little brown bat), 2834 nucleotides long. It is a transcript of the gene RHOBTB2, whose product is annotated as Rho related BTB domain containing 2. The record is from RefSeq and is a predicted model, not a curated record. The transcript is spliced from 7 exons. NCBI's taxonomy places the organism in Eukaryota, Metazoa, Chordata, Mammalia, Chiroptera, Vespertilionidae. The coding region runs from base 109 to 1929 and encodes 606 amino acids. Gene Ontology annotation, molecular function: GTP binding; GTPase activity; ubiquitin protein ligase binding. Gene Ontology annotation, biological process: proteasome-mediated ubiquitin-dependent protein catabolic process; regulation of proteolysis. Gene Ontology annotation, cellular component: cytoplasm.